AGAAAACCCAUUGCCGAACUUCUCGUGCUCCGAUUCUCAGUCUCUAUCUCCACCGUCUCUGCUGCUUUCUUCUCCGUCGACUCCAGAGACUAUGGCACCUACAACACGUAGCACUAGCAGAGCUAGAGGUACGAGGCUAGCAGAUACUCCAACAAAGUCGGACCCUACUCAUACACGUAGCACUAGUAGACGUAGAGGUACGGGCCAAUGAAGACUCCAACAAAGUCUAAUCCUACCCAGAAUUCUGCACACAGACAGGCGCCACAAUUGCCGGUGUUGGAACCAGUAGUAGCUCCACCCCCUAACAUGGUAAUGCUGAGCAUGGAAGCCUACCGAAAAUUGAUUCAAGCCGCUGCGGCCAAUCAAGAGGGAAGGGGAGAUGAUGAUAGUACUAGUAUGACUAGGGAGUUCAAGUAUCUGAGAGACUUUGGUAAAUAUGACCCGCCAGUGUUCGAAGGAAAGACAAUAGACCCCGUGCUUGUUGAAUCUUGGGUUGAGUCUACAGAAACUAUAUUUGAGCACAUGAAUUGCCCUGAGGAUCAGAAGGUAAAAUGUGCCUCCUUUAUGCUUAAGGGCGAGGCUCACUUCUGGUGGAAGACUGCCCAACAAACCCUGAGGAAAGAAGAUGAGGAUGAGGAGCCAAUAUGUUGGCAUGAGAUGAAGAGGGCGUUCAUCCACAAGUACUACCCGGCGGUAUAUUGGUACAACAACCGGGAAGCUUUUUUGCAUCUGAAACAGGGAAACAUGACAGUGGAAGAGUACGAAUUGGAGUUCACCAGAUUGUCCAGGUUUGCCCUGGAGUAUAUAGACACUGAAGAAAAGAGGACAUAUAAGUUUAUUUUGGGUCUCCGGAGUGAGAUCCAAGGCAAAGUUGCGGCUAUAGCGGCCACGAGUUAUGCACGCGCCCUGCAUGCUGCCAGUAUUUUGGACUUUCAUCUUCAAAAAGCGUCCAAUGAGUUAGAAGACCAAGGGAGUUACCAGAACAAGAGAAAGUUUGAUAAGCAUUCUAACAAGUCCUCAUUGCAAAGAGAUAGAAUUGGCACACCUCAUAGGGGAAGACCCACGUGCCCCACUUGUGGUCUCAGACACUCCGGACAGUGCAGGGUUGGUACUGACGUGUGUUAUCACUGUGGCAAGAGUGGCCAUAGGAAGACAGAUUGUCCCCACAGGAGGCAACGAGGCCUCAACGUUUGGACGGAGCAGCUAGGAAGGCUCGACACAGAGUAGAGGCAUGACCAGGGCUACCACUGGCAAGAGAGUAGAAGAUACUGACACUGGUGACAUGUACUUUACUAAUGCUUGGAUAUCAUGCAUUUGUGUUAUUUGAUUCUAGAUUCAUACACUCAUUUAUUUUUGCUACAUUUGUAAGGCAUGCACGGUUAGGACUAUAGCCUUUAGGAUAUAGGUUAUCUGUGUCUACGUUGUCAGGAGAGAUAUUAGUUUUAGAUGAGUAAGUCCAAGCCUAUAAAGUAGUGUUAGAGAGACCCUUAGAUGUGUUGCUGAUUGUAUUAGAUAUACGUGAUUUUGACGUGAUACUAGGCGUGGAUUAGGACGUGAUACUAUACAUAGAUGAUCUAUCAUUCGGUUGAGGAUCUAUCCCCCAGACGACCCUCAGGAGCAAAUACAACUAUUAUAAGU
Messenger RNA from Cucurbita pepo subsp. pepo (vegetable marrow), 1638 nucleotides. Lineage: Eukaryota; Viridiplantae; Streptophyta; Magnoliopsida; Cucurbitales; Cucurbitaceae. The record is from RefSeq and is a predicted model, not a curated record.